This is a messenger RNA of Talaromyces amestolkiae, 993 nucleotides long. RefSeq lists its product as uncharacterized. Bases 1 to 993 code for a protein of 330 amino acids. The record is from RefSeq and is a predicted model, not a curated record. The transcript is spliced from 4 exons. NCBI's taxonomy places the organism in Eukaryota, Fungi, Ascomycota, Eurotiomycetes, Eurotiales, Trichocomaceae.
AUGGCUGGAAACUCUGCCCUUUCCAUUGUGACAGACGAGAAACAGCAACUGAGACCAAAUCUCAAUUUCUUGCUUCUCCUUCAGAUCAUUCUUUCGGCUCUACUGGCCUAUCUCAUUGUCUACACCCACUCACAUUACCCAGAGGAGUCAACAAUAUGGUUUCUCCAAUGCUCACCUGUCUCUGGUGAAGCAACCUCCCUCGCUGUCCGGAACCCUGACGGUACCGGCGUGGCAGAGUAUGUUGACCAGGCCGAGCUCGUGAAGCGCGUUAACGUGAAGCUUUUUGCUACCGCUCUCGGUGCUCUCGGUGGCAUAUCCUACACUGCGUGCGCAGCGGAUAUUGAGCCUACCACCAAGGCAGCUAUUUGCGCAAUCGCUGUCAUUGGCACUGUCAUCAGCGCUGUUUCUGGUGUCAUUCGUAGUCUUGUCGGUCGCGAUGGACUCGCCAUCGACCCUCGCCUUCCUUCCCAGCUUGUUCACCACUUCCCUCAGCAAGACGGACUCAGCACAUUGAAUCAACUUUACUCCGCAUACCAGGAUACUCCAAUCCUUGUUGCCCACAGUGACUGCUUCGGACCUGGUUGCCAUCAGGUGCACUAUUCCACCAGGAAGAGCACUAUUGGCGAUCACAUCAUUCACAGUUUCUCGGCCAGCCCGCGUCACAACAACUCCAGCGUGCAGCGGCGAGACUGGUCCGGUGAUGAUUCUGGUGCUGGAAAUGAUGAUGGUUUGUACGGUGUGUACACCUUUAUCAACGAUAACCCGACAGAUGAGACAGCAGAAGCCUACGACGGAGAUUUCCCGGAUCACAUGGAGAAGGCGUCUGACAUGGAUAUUUUCGCCAACCAGGGAACUUUCUGCUACAACAUUGAGGACGCGGAUGAUAAUGACAACUACGGUACUGCCGGAUACCUGACUUUGCAACAAGAUGAGCCCUACUAUGAUCCAGAUCAGGAAGAUGCAUGGAUUGACCAGUGCAACAACUCCCACUAG